Alexandromys fortis (reed vole) is the source of this 4766-nucleotide messenger RNA. RefSeq names its product zinc finger and BTB domain containing 14 (gene Zbtb14). The record is from RefSeq and is a predicted model, not a curated record. Gene Ontology annotation, molecular function: DNA-binding transcription factor activity, RNA polymerase II-specific; protein binding. NCBI's taxonomy places the organism in Eukaryota, Metazoa, Chordata, Mammalia, Rodentia, Cricetidae. Gene Ontology annotation, cellular component: nucleus. The transcript has 3 exons. Bases 1589 to 2938 code for a protein of 449 amino acids. Gene Ontology annotation, biological process: regulation of transcription by RNA polymerase II.
CGAGCUCGGGGCUCGCGGGCGGAGCAGGGCGCGGCGCGGGGCUGCGGAACCGGCCCGCACGCCCGCUCCCGUGCUCGCCGCGCCGCCGCCGGGGCUGCUGCUGCGGGCCAGGGAAGAACCUCGCUCCCGCGCUGCCACCUGGAGAAGUGGCGGAUCGGGGAAGGGAAAGUGGCCUGUCGCCGGCGGGCGCCACGCCGGGGAGCUUUUGUUUGGGAAAGAAUGCUUCAGGGCUCGCUGCGCUCCGCGGCUCCCGGGCUGCGAAAUGCGAGCGUGGGCUCCCACGCGCGGGCUGCGCCCCGAGCCUCGCGCCAGGUCCCGUCUUCCCCACUCCCAAGUUGUGCGGUCGCAACAGGGAAGUGGUGUGGCCGCCAUUGUCGCAGCUGCUCCGGCAUAAGGAGGCGGCUGCGACUGCUUAUGUAAGUUUGCUUUGGGAAAGCCGGGCUCCCUGCUCCCCGGUGCGGGCGCCUUAGCGUUCCCGCGAUCUGGAGAACGGCUAGCAAGGAGCUGCUUUAGGGUAUUGUAGGUGUGGGACAAGACAUAGUCCCACACCUACUUACACAUACUGGCAAUGGCUAUCUUCCGGUUUGACUCAUUUGAACUUAGCAAUGGGAACAUCUUUAUGGGGGGAAAAAAACGAGCCGAUUGGCCCGUGACCUCCUUUGAAAAAGAAUACACACUAACCAGAAAUGAGAAGCUGCACGCUGAUGCGUUGCCAUGGCUACUGUAGAGCCACCCUUCUCUAAGUGCCACGCUCGUUUUUGAUUCCACAGUUAGUGACAACAGAGGUGUCACCAAAGAUUCUGAAGGCAGUGCUCUCCUUCAAGCCCGCUGCAGGCCCAGGCUGCAUCUAGAACACAGGAAGGCCUAAAUGAAGAACGGCGCAUCCUUAGAAAUCCCCUCUCCAGCCCUCACGUAGUACAGAUGAGAAAGCCUGCUGGUUCCGAGCUCUGUGGUUCCUUCCUAUUGCAGGAACUUGUUCGGGGUCCUUUGGUGGAGUCUUGCGCCAAGUCUUUGUGUAGGACUGGAUUCUAGCGCAGCCACCUGCUUUCUACACACUUCCGCGUUUGUGGGAUUAGUGGUCACUAGAGGAUAUUUUUGUUCCUUAGUAUAUGGGCCUGCAGGAUGUGGAGUUCUUUAGAUGAGACUUAAGAAUCAAAGCAAACUCUUUGAACCUUUGUAUAGGAAGGGAUAGAGGGAAAAGUGUGGACUUGGCCGCUGCCGUCUGGCGCACAGUUGUUCGCAAUUGCGCGGACAAAGUAGCAUGUUUACUCCUUGCUUCCCCUCCUAACUGUGGAGAAUGUGUGCUCCUACAGCCUCUGCUAUGUUUAGAGAAACGCGCAUCUAGACGUUUCUAGGUCCUGGAGAGAAAGUGGAGAACUAGGUACCCAGUAGGACACACACUGAUGAUGUCACCUGCCACACUUCCAGUCCUUAUGUAGAUAGAACCAGGCCGGAUUACUGCUAGCCCCUGGCUUCUACCCAGAAAAAAUGGGUUCGUAUGCAAGAGAUCUGGCUUGCCCCUGAUCAGACUUACUCUGAUCUGAAGAUUUUGGAGUUUAAGGCAUUAAGAAAAUAGCCUGAAUUGUUCAUGGAGUUUUUCAUCAGUAUGUCUGAAACCAUAAAAUAUAAUGACGACGAUCAUAAAACGCUGUUUCUGAAAACGCUGAAUGAACAGCGCCUGGAAGGAGAGUUUUGCGAUAUCGCGAUCGUGGUUGAAGACGUGAAGUUCAGGGCCCAUCGCUGUGUUCUCGCUGCCUGCAGCACCUACUUUAAGAAGCUCUUCAAGAAGCUAGAAGUGGAUAGUUCCUCCGUCAUCGAGAUAGAUUUCCUCCGCUCUGAUAUAUUUGAAGAGGUCCUGAACUACAUGUACACAGCAAAGAUUUCCGUGAAAAAGGAGGAUGUGAACCUGAUGAUGUCGUCGGGUCAGAUUCUUGGUAUCCGGUUUCUGGAUAAACUCUGUUCUCAGAAGCGUGAUGUGUCCAGCCCCGAUGAAAGCAAUGGCCAGUCCAAGAGCAAGUACUGCCUCAAGUUAAAUCGCCCCAUCGGAGAUGCCGCCGACGCUCAGGAUGAUGAUGUGGAAGAAAUCGGGGACCAGGACGACAGCCCCUCCGACGACACAGUAGAAGGCACCCCCCCGAGUCAGGAGGACGGCAAGUCCCCUACUACUACCCUCAGGGUUCAGGAGGCGAUUUUAAAAGAACUGGGGAGUGAGGAAGUCCGAAAGGUGAACUGCUACGGCCAGGAAGUAGAAUCCAUGGAGACUCCCGAGUCCAAAGAUCUGGGGUCCCAGACCCCGCAAGCCUUAACCUUUAAUGACGGGAUGGGUGAAGUAAAAGACGAACAGACUCCAGGCUGGACCACAGCUGCCAGUGACAUGAAGUUUGAGUAUUUGCUCUAUGGUCACCACCGGGAGCAGAUUGCCUGCCAAGCGUGUGGUAAGACGUUUUCCGACGAAGGCAGACUGAGGAAGCACGAGAAGCUCCACACGGCAGACAGGCCGUUUGUUUGUGAGAUGUGUACAAAAGGUUUCACCACCCAGGCCCACCUGAAGGAACACCUGAAAAUUCACACAGGGUAUAAGCCCUACAGCUGCGAGGUGUGCGGGAAGUCCUUUAUCCGCGCCCCGGACCUAAAGAAGCACGAGCGGGUUCACAGCAACGAAAGACCGUUUGCAUGUCAUAUGUGUGACAAAGCCUUCAAACACAAGUCUCACCUCAAGGACCAUGAAAGGAGACACCGAGGGGAGAAGCCUUUCGUGUGUGGCUCCUGCACCAAGGCGUUUGCCAAGGCCUCAGAUCUGAAGAGGCACGAGAACAAUAUGCACAGUGAGAGGAAGCAGGUCACCCCCAGUGCCAUCCAGAGUGAGACGGAACAGUUGCAGGCGGCAGCGAUGGCUGCCGAGGCAGAGCAGCAGCUGGAGACCAUUGCCUGCAGCUAGAGGUGAUGGGUCAGGAACACGUGGCCUGGGAGGUCGAUGCCGAGGUUGCAUUGAUCACAGUCAGUGAACACUUUUGACUGCUUUUGUGGCAACUUAGAGUGUUGGACUGGGUGGACCUAAGACAGUGCUCAUUCCAGUUAGGUGAUUUUCAGAUUCCUCAAGGCAGUUACGUUCCUACGUUCUGACCAAACAGUUUUUUUAUUUUGUUUUUUUGUGGUGUCUAGUGUUCAUGUUCCCGGUAAGCUCCCCUGCCCCUCUUUAUGGUUUUAAUUUGAAAACUCCUUUGUCCGGUUGAAAGUGAGCGGCUUCUGUUCCACUCUUAAUUCCUCUACGCUUGCCAAACUGGUGAGUGCACUGCAGAGUGAUUGAAUAAAUUGAUCGCCUACCCGUCCCAAUAUAUGUGACUUACGGUCAAAACAGCAGUUUUAUUAACUGGAUACAAGAACUUCAUAUUGGUGCAGAAAACGUUGGCACAUGCCGACCGACCCAGGACACUGUAUAAAUACAAAACCAAGUUUGGAAAUACGGAAUGGUGUUAGUUUUAUAUUUGGCUUGUUGAUUUUUAAAUCUCUCUGUAUAUCAUUGUUUUUACUGUUUCUGUGGACAGUAAGUGGCUGCUUUGCUGAAGUGUUUCUUCAUCCGUUGUGAUGGCCCCUGUCCCCACCCCAAGUGCUGCAGGUCAUGAGUCCACCGGAUGCUGGUAGUACCGGAACUGAAUUCCUCUUUGACCCAGUGUGGCCACUCUGCCCGUGGGUGUCUGGAGUGAACCGGUCGUGAGGGAAGGAGAGAAGUCUCCGAGACCAGGUUUUCACAGAUACAAAAGCCCUAAAAUUUCCUAGGUCUUCAAAAUCCUGACUGAUUUCAAAAUUGGUUUUGUAUUUAGGAUCAAAAUUAGGACAAGAAACAGAAAUGCUUCUUGAGAUGUUUUAGUAGUUUAUGGAUGAUCAAGCUUUUGGGGUUCUCUGCAGCUCUCAGUUUCUCAUAAAGAUGCUUAAAUAAUUUCAAAUCUUUCAAAUGUGUAAAUAGUAGUGUUGGUCCUACGUAUUUCAAGGGAAAGGACAGCUGCACUUUUUUAUUUUUUUAUUUUUUUUUUGCACAUUGGAUUAAAGUACCUCUCAUUGGCAACAAACAUCAGACUGUCUUAACCGAUAUUAAAGAUCUUCAGACCGAUCAUUUGUUUUCCAAGUAUGUUUUAUCACUGGCUGCAGUUUUCAGUAGAAGCUGACUGCCUCUUCAUAGCCAUAAAUCAGAAUUAUGAACUUUGUUUGAGAUCCGGCAUACUGAAAGUGCUUUUAACUGUUUCCUUAGGAGUAUAUUGAAAUGCCAACAGAGUUUGAAUUAUGUUCUGUAAGAAAGUACUAGACCAUUGUUUUAGGACGUGUACAGUUGUAGAAAGUAAGUGCCAACUUUUAAAGUUCAUGUUUGGUUCUUAAGACUUUCGUUUUUAAAAAGUACAUUAAAAUAAUUUCAUUACAUGGCUUGCUAUAUGAUCACCUGUUAUGACUAUUGUGAGAACAUUUUUUUAUUUUCAAAAUUGGUGUACGUGUUACGCCCAAGAGUGUCGGGUGGGGAUGCUACCUUUCAAAAUUUCUUAUUUAUUGGUAAAAUGUUUUGGUUUAAAAAUUAACUUAAUUUUCCCUGAAAGCUCUUUGUUCUGUAUUGAAGGCAGUCCUGUCAUUGUGUUUCUGUGCUGUUAGGGAGGGGACCGACUGCUGUUCCCAGGCCGUGCUGACCAAAGCAAACGUGAAGUCAGCUGACAUCCUGUUGAUAGCUACUUCAACAAACCAUAUUUUGGGCCUUUGUUUUUGUAUAUAAAGAAAAUAAUAUA